Messenger RNA from Durio zibethinus, 1856 nucleotides. RefSeq names its product putative purine permease 11. The record is from RefSeq and is a predicted model, not a curated record. Gene Ontology annotation, cellular component: membrane. Lineage: Eukaryota; Viridiplantae; Streptophyta; Magnoliopsida; Malvales; Malvaceae. Gene Ontology annotation, molecular function: purine nucleoside transmembrane transporter activity.
CCUAGUCCCUGUACCCAAAAUAGAAAGUCCUACAUGUUUGUGUAAAUGGGUCUCUCAUAGAUGAAGCUCUAUCUUACCUUGGGAAAGGUGAGUUGCCAGCUUUGGCCAAAACAAAAGCGUCUGACUGAAUUUCAGGAGGGUCAAUGCUGUGUAUAAGAAAACUAAACCCAUCUCUUUCAGCUGGUCUUGUACAGUCAACGUGUCAUUGUUCCAAAGUGUGGACAGAUCUGAUCUGCUUAAAAGAGUUGAGCUCAUUCAAGAUCUCUUUUAAAGCUGUCUGUUCCUCCUACUUCUUUCCACAAAAUUGAAAAACAGGCAUAUUAUCUCUUAAUCAGCUACUGGUUUAUCAUAAUCUGCAUCUUCAUGGCGGAAGAUCAAAUGGUUGAACUGCAAAGAACAGCUGUUGAUGACAGAGAGCUAAACUUAGAUGAAGACAUUCCUUCUACAAACCAACCUCAACCUCCAAAACUGAAACAUUACAAGUGGUGGAUUCGUGUAAUCAGUUACAUCCUUUUUCUUCUCGCUGGCCAAUCAACAGCUAUUCUACUGGGAAGAUUAUACUAUGACAAAGGUGGGAAUAGCAAAUGGAUGGCAACAUUUGUUCAAUCAGCUGGCUUCCCAAUUCUACUCCCCCUCCUGUUUUUCUUCUCACCAUCCACCAAAUCAACCCCCAUUAGUUCCUCCAUCACAAGCCAACCAAAGACUUCCACCCUUGUUUUUCUCUACUUUUGCUUUGGCUUACUCUUGACAGGUGAUAACUUGAUGUACUCGUAUGGCCUUUUAUACCUUCCAGUAUCCACAUAUUCUCUACUUUGCGCAACUCAGUUGGCCUUCAAUGCCGUCUUCUCCUUCUUCUUUAAUUCCCAAAAUUUCACUCCUCUUAUACUCAACUCAAUAAUCCUCCUUAGCAUCUCAGCUGCCCUCCUAGCAGUCAAUGCAGACUCCGAGAACGCCUCAACAGUCUCUAAAGGAAAGUACGCAGUUGGAUUCUUAUGCACUGUUGGGGCAUCUGCUACCUACUCUUUAUGCCUUUCCCUGAUUCAAUUGUCUUUUGAAAAGGUUAUCAAAAGAGAGACCUUCUCUGCUGUCUUGGAUAUGCAAAUAUACCCUUCUUUUGUUGCCACAUGUGGCUGCGUAGUUGGGUUAUUUGCAAGCGGGGAUUGGAAAACUUUGUCCAAGGAAAUGAAGGAAUACCAGGAAGGAAAGAUAUCCUAUCUGAUGACUUUGAUUUGGACAGCUGUGACAUGGCAGAUUUCAUCAAUAGGUUUGCUGGGAUUGAUUUUUGAAGUGUCUUCUCUGUUCUCCAAUGUCAUUAGUACAUUGAGUUUGCCUGUUAUCCCCAUUCUCGCUGUGGUAUUCUUCCAUGAUAAGAUGGAUGGAGUUAAGGCGAUGGCUAUGUUGUUGGCCUUCUGGGGUUUUCUUUCCUACAUCUAUCAGCACUAUUUGGACGACUCUAAAUCCAAGGUGAAGAAGAAAAAGGAGGCAAAUUGCAAUGAGGUUUCUUUUGGCUCUUACCGAUCAUGUCUAAAAAUUUCAACAUGCAAGAACUUGAGCAUUGAGCCUAAAAUUGAUUGAAUGACCAGAUUACUGUUUUAAAAACUUUAACAUUGUCUUGGAUAUGUAAAGUUACAUAUGAGAAUGUCUUGGAUAUGUAAAGUUACAUAUGAGAAUGCUACACUUUUCACUUCUCAAGAUUCUUUCACAAUGUAUUUUGUUUUAGUGACGGUCGCAUGGCGUUGCAAAAAGAAGAAACCAACAAAAUCCUAAAACAAAAACAAGAGUCUGCCUAUGUGGCGCAUUUACAUAUCCCGACCAAUAAAAAAGUUCAAAAUUUAAAAAAGAACGUGAAACACGUG